Molecule: messenger RNA, 658 nt
Organism: Cryptococcus deneoformans JEC21
Lineage: Eukaryota; Fungi; Basidiomycota; Tremellomycetes; Tremellales; Cryptococcaceae
Exons: 5
Coding region: 48-452 (134 amino acids)
Source: RefSeq, a predicted model, not a curated record
CUUCUUACUACAACCAUAGCCCAACGUUCUGCUCAUUGUCCGUAAGAAUGCGCUGCUCCUCUACCGUUAAGCUCCUUCCAGUACUCGCACUUUUUGCCCAGGCUGCACCUGCCGUCUACCGUGAUCCAGGCGACAGUUUGCUUCCCGCAAACAUUGCUCUCCCAGAUCUCCCUUUCCCUUCCAAGGUCAGCACUGCUGCGAACCCCCUCAACGAUGGAAUCAACGAGGCUCGGGACUUUGGGGAGAUUCUCUCUGGUGCUGAAUCCAUCUGGGACGAAGCAACAUCCGCUGCCGCCUCCAUCCUUCAUGAAACUACUAAGAUCGCAUCUCUCUUGGAUAAAGCUACUGCCGCCAUUGGCAGUGUGGCCGCGAUCGUCACCAGCGAGGCGGCAAAGGUGGUCGACGACUUGACAGACCGGGCGGUUGUCGUCACCGAAUCCGACAAGGAGUAGAUGGAGACACAGAGCAAUACUUAUGAGACUCCUAUAUAUUCUUCUGAAGAGAAGGCAGUAGUCUUAAUCCCUUAUACAGACCGCUAUUGUUUCAAGAACUUGAUUCUGUGGAUUAAUGUCUAGCGUAUAUAGCAGGCCUAUAACACAUGAAUAGACUCAUGAUAUGCAUACCCUUUGAGGAUAUUUGAAGGUCUUGGCUUGCUCCA